Messenger RNA from Micromonas pusilla CCMP1545, 375 nucleotides. RefSeq lists its product as uncharacterized. The record is from RefSeq and is a predicted model, not a curated record. The transcript has a single exon. NCBI's taxonomy places the organism in Eukaryota, Viridiplantae, Chlorophyta, Mamiellophyceae, Mamiellales, Mamiellaceae. Bases 1 to 375 code for a protein of 124 amino acids.
AUGGUCGAUCCCGCGGCGGCGGCGUUCGCGUUCGCGUUCGCGUUCGCGUUCGGGCCCCCGCCGGACGCGAUAGCGCCCGCGCCGCCGCCGACGCCGGUGACGCCGGCGCCGCCGCUGUGCGCCGCGGCGACGUGCGCGUUCGGCGCGAACGCGCUAGGGGGCGCGUGCGCGUGCGCGCUGUUCUCGAGAUCGCCCGCCGCGCCCGCCGGAACGAGUUGCGCCCCCGCGUCUCCGUCGGUCUCCAUCCCCGUCGUCUCCGCGGCGUUCGCGUGCGUCGCGAGCGCGCCGUCGCCGCCGCCGCCGCUCGCGGCGUUCGAGCCUCCCGCGGAGUCCGCGGGCGCGGGCGGCGUCAUGCUACAGGGCGCGCCCUUUUGA